ACCCCAAAAAAUAACUAUAAACAAAUAAAUCAAGAAUUCAAAGCCACAGGAGAAAUUUCAAACUUUAAAAAGAAGACCCAUAAAAAGACUGAUCUAUCUUCAGACUACUGUUGGUCGGAGCACAAGAGAAGCAGGGAAAGAAGGAACUACUUUCUAACUGGAAAAAAAAAAAAAGAAAAGAACUUGGUGCUGGCAGAAAUGGAGGCAGCAGUACUGGAUAAGAUAAUAGAGAGAUUAAUAGAAGUCCGAUCCUCAAAGCCAGGGAAGUUGGUGCAGCUCUCCGAGUCGGAAAUCAAGCAGCUUUGUACUGUCUCCCGUGAUAUUUUCAAGGAACAGCCUAAUCUUCUUGAACUUGAAGCCCCCAUCAAGAUUUGCGGUGACAUUCAUGGACAGUACAGCGAUCUGUUAAGGCUAUUUGAAUAUGGGGGCUUUCCUCCUAAGGCUAAUUAUCUAUUUUUAGGUGACUAUGUAGAUCGUGGCAAGCAAAGCUUGGAAACAAUAUGCCUUUUGUUGGCCUACAAAAUCAAAUAUCCAGAAAAUUUUUUCCUUCUAAGAGGAAAUCAUGAAUGUGCUUCUAUUAAUAGGAUAUAUGGGUUUUAUGAUGAAUGUAAGCGUCGGUUCAAUGUAAGACUGUGGAAAGCCUUUACAGAGUGUUUUAAUUGGCUGCCUGUUGCCGCACUAAUUGAUGACAAAAUAUUGUGCAUGCAUGGGGGACUCUCUCCUGAUCUUACCAAUCUGGACCAGAUUAGGAACUUACCGCGGCCAACUCCAAUCCCAGAUACUGGUUUGCUUUGUGAUUUACUUUGGUCGGAUCCUGGUAAAGAUGUCAAGGGAUGGGGAAUGAAUGAUAGAGGAGUCUCAUACACCUUUGGGCCGGAUAAAGUGUCAGAGUUUUUGACAAAGCAUGAUUUGGAUCUUGUUUGUCGUGCCCAUCAGGUUGUGGAGGAUGGUUAUGAAUUUUUUGCUGACAGGCAGCUCGUUACCAUUUUUUCAGCCCCCAACUACUGUGGGGAAUUUGAUAAUGCUGGUGCAAUGAUGAGUGUUGAUGAGAACUUGAUGUGCUCAUUCCAAAUCCUUAAGCCAGCAGAGAAAAAGAAUAAAUUUAUGACGUCUACAAAAAUGUGAUUGGUUGACUACUUCUCCUAAAAUCCAAGGUAUUUAACGUUUAGAGUCGAAGAGUUCUAGGCAUGGCUUUGGAGACCUCUUACCAAGAGCCAGAAACUGUACGCCAAGGCCUCUUUCCUCCAAGUUGUUUAGCGUGUGCUUAAAUGUUGGCUGAAGAUUCACAACUUCGGUUUCGGGGAGGAAUGCGGUUUGUAGUGGCAUAUAGUUGCAUAGCUUCUCUCAGUAGCUUUCACCUUUUCACCUGAGAGUCUGGUUCAUGUAUAUAUAGUUCACUUCUGAAUUACUAUGUUCUUGAAUUCAAAUCAUUGGAAUUGGAUGUGAAAGCUGGCAUCUUGUGCCAGAAUCCAACCAGGCUGGGAUUUUCUGACAGUUGAUUCGUGUGUAAUCUAUCAAGUGGUACCUUGUUCUGGUUUGUAACCGGGCAAACUUUAAUAUUCGAAGUUGUUGGCC
Messenger RNA from Coffea arabica (coffee), 1575 nucleotides. RefSeq names its product serine/threonine-protein phosphatase PP1 isozyme 4. NCBI's taxonomy places the organism in Eukaryota, Viridiplantae, Streptophyta, Magnoliopsida, Gentianales, Rubiaceae. Gene Ontology annotation, molecular function: protein serine/threonine phosphatase activity. Gene Ontology annotation, cellular component: cytoplasm; nucleus. The record is from RefSeq and is a predicted model, not a curated record.